Molecule: messenger RNA, 1173 nt
Organism: Zasmidium cellare ATCC 36951
Lineage: Eukaryota; Fungi; Ascomycota; Dothideomycetes; Mycosphaerellales; Mycosphaerellaceae
Exons: 2
Coding region: 1-1173 (390 amino acids)
Source: RefSeq, a predicted model, not a curated record
AUGUCAAGAGGGUCUCCAAAUCCCAGCUACUGCCCGCCUAAUAUGUCUGACGACAAAGGGCAAGUCCUGCUUAGCAGGCUUGUGAAGAUUUCGACUGCUUUAUCAGGCAGGUCACGGGAGGUGCUAGAGCCGUUCAAGGGGGAAAUUCGGACCUUGAGCCACAUAUUCGGAGUUCUCGAUGCAAAGCUGAACAACGAGGCUGCCGAUUCCACGUCCUUAUCGGAGAGUCCUUUUGGAGCCGCAUCGAGGCGGACAUCCCCCAUUAAGACCACGAUCCAGGACCUACCUGAACUGGCGGCGCCUAUAUGUCUUACCCACGCUUCAAAUACAGAAAUCCAUCAGAUCUUUCACCAGGCAUGGACACAUUUCUGCUCCUCUCAAGCGCGUUUCGAGCAACUCAAAUCUUGCUCGACCUUUGGCUGGUUCGACAAGGACGUAUGCCUUCUCCAUCUGAGCUACAUCUCGUCCCUGAACCAGCAUCGUCGAUUUCGAGAGCUCGAACUAAGCGAAAGGCUUCUCUUACUCUGCUCUUGUAUGUCAUUUGCCGCAGAGUUCCGAGAUUUCGAACGUAGGAACGGCUGGAUCGCAAAGGAAGAUUCGCUGCUUUCGAGUUUGCUGGAAGGUGUCUCGCCGGCCGUGCAGAGAAUCAAGAAGAACACCAAGGCUUUCUACGACGAACUUGGCAUUUCCAGAGCAGAGGAAGGGAAGGUGGCCACGGGACUUCGGCUUGGCACGAAGCUCAAUGUAGUAGAAAGGAUCGGACGACAGCACGGUUUCAGCGCAUUUUUAUCUCUCCUUUUGGUGUUCGAGCUGGCACGAAUAUACCGGAUCCGGUACGACAGCCUUUUGAACUUGAUACCGAGCCUGAGAGACGGAUCCGAGGCAUUUGCGCCGAUUAGGCUGUUGGCUGGGGAGUAUGGACCUUGGUGGGAAGCAUGCCAAAGUCGCUACUCUGCCAAAUUUGUGAAACCUGAGAAUCAUCAAGACAAAGCGAAAGGGUCAAGUGUCAACACAAUGUACGCAGCAUUCGACGAAGGCGUCAGUUUCCCUGAACCACCUCCACUUAACGUGCCAGACGAUUUGCCAGUCUCGCUCGACAGUCAUCCUCUAUUCGAUGAAAGUUCGCUCAUGGCUCCAUCUUUUGGACUCGAGUUCGAAUGGCCGCAGGUGUGA